This is a messenger RNA of Dermatophagoides farinae (American house dust mite), 784 nucleotides long. RefSeq lists its product as uncharacterized. NCBI's taxonomy places the organism in Eukaryota, Metazoa, Arthropoda, Arachnida, Sarcoptiformes, Pyroglyphidae. The record is from RefSeq and is a predicted model, not a curated record.
GAAUUUAUCGAAAAAAAAAAAUAAUGUUUUGACAUUUUCAUGCAUAAUUUAUACACAAAUCGAAUGUAUUAAAUAUCAAAAGGAAACAAAAAUUUCGUUUUGUGAAAUUGUCAUAUUUAAAUCAAACGCAAAAUAAUGAAUCUAUUCAUUCAACAACGUUUUAAUCUUUGAUUCUUGUUUUUCAAAAAUGAUGAAAAUGAAUAAAUUAUCAAUUUCUGUGGCCAUAACGAUCAUAUCGGUGUUGAUCUGUACAAUGGAAAUCAAAUCAACGGCAGCGGUCGAAUUUUUUACCGAUUGUGGUAAUGGUGAAUUCAAAUAUUUCAGUAUGGACGAUUGUCAAAUUGGACAGCAAGAUUGUUUUAUUCCAUUGAAUAAAACAUUCUAUUUACAUUAUAUAGUGAUUGGUAAUCAGAAUUCCAAAGAAAUUAUCGCUAAUAUGACUGUGAUAGCGAAUCAAAUUCGUGAAAAAAGACAAAUAAAUAUGUGUAAACUAGCGCCCGAAAUGGUUACAUGUCCAAUGAUAAAAGGCCAACGAUAUCAAUUUUUUUUGGAAAUGUCUUUAAGUGGUAUAUUCCACAUUGGCGAAAAUAGCCAGAUAUUACCGGUAAAUUUUCUUAUUGAACUUUUUGGCGAUCAUGGACCAAUAGCAUGUGCUGAUAUUAAAUUCGCUGUUACCAAAACCUAAACAACACAAUAUUAUUGUGAAUGAUCUUGAAAAAAUGAUUUUUUUUUAUAUUUUCAAUUUCAAUUUUUUGUUGUUUUUAUUGAAUUAAAUGCCAUUUUA